GAACAUCUCUUUCCCUCCCACUCUUUCUCUAUCCUUUUUCUUUUUUAAAAUCCAUCUCUUUUACUCCCCGAGCUUAAUUUAAUGGUUGCGUGAAGCAAAAGCUUGGAAUAUCGGUGUUUUGUGUUACCAGAAACGAUAAAAGCACCCGAGCUUUGAGUAAACUUCCAGUUUCCUGCUCUGGUUUUUCUCGGAAAAUGGGCAAGAAAGAUCAGUCGACGGAAGAGAAAACGAACCAAAGAGUUCAGACCGUUCUUCAACUCGUUAAGAAACAGUCCCCAUUAACACCCAAACAGGAGAAAUUCUGCAGUAAUGGUUGCGUCGAGAGGUUUCUAAGAGCCAAAGGUGAUAAUGUGAAGAAAGCUGCUAAGCAUUUACGUGCUUGUCUUGCUUGGAGAGAGAGUAUCGGCACUGAAAAUUUGAUAGCAGAUGAGUUCUCGACGGAGAUAGCUGAGGGAGUUGCAUAUACAGCCGGGCAUGAUGAAGAGUCCAGGCCUGUCAUGGUCUUGAGGAUGAAACAAGAUUACCAAAAGUUCCACUCUCAAAAGAUAUUUACUCGUCUACUAGUUUUCACAUUGGAAGUUGCCAUAUCUACCAUGCCCAAAAACAUCGAACAAUUCAUUCUACUCUUUGAUGCAAGCUUUUUCAGAUCGGCAGCUGCUUUCAUGAACCUGUUGCUGGCUGCAUUGAAAAUUGUGGGCGAGUACUACCCCGGACGGCUUUACAAGGCUUUUGUCAUCGACCCUCCUUCCUUGUUUUCGUAUCUUUGGAAGGGUGUUCGUCCAUUUUUGGAGUUAUCGACGGCUACGAUGGUGGUUUCAUCUCUAAACUACGAGGAAUCACUGGAGUUUAACGAUUUCACGGCAUACCCGAGAGCAUCAUCUCUGCGGUUCGAUCCACCGUCGAUCAAAUCCACGGCCAAGAUCGGCUCUUGCUCGUCGUCCCGUUUCUCCUUCACCGUGUCCCACCAUUACGACUCCCUCAAACCCUGGUACCUCACCUUAACGUCCGACACGUCAUCGUCCAAAGUCGGCCCCACUGCCAGCCCCUUCCCGCUGGGCCCGGCUUUGAUCUCGCCGCUCAACGCCCGGUCACUCUCGUUCGCAUCUCCGGCCUCCGUGACGUCGCGCGGCAACAUCAGCAUGAGGAAGAGCCUGUUCCCGUCCACACCCUUGCCGCAGCGUAGCAAAGCCUUCGAGCCCGUCAAGGUCGCACUUCCGCGGACCCCACGGCCGUCUUUCCUGCAAUCUCCGGCGAUGUUCUUUCGACGGGAAGUCCACGUCAGCGGCAAGGCGGAAAGGUCUCGAGAAUCGUUCUUGCCGUUUUUGAAAUUCUACCGGAGGCCGUACGAUGAGAUGAUUUAUCGGUCGAUGAUGAGGCCACCGUUAGGUGGCUUGAUCUCCAUCGUUAAACGUCGCCACAUGUCCGUAUCUCAACGGUUCUAGACCAAAAGGGAAAAGCAGAAGAGUGCAUAGUGCUAGUAUAGUGUUUUAAAUAACACUACUAAAUUACUAAUAAUUCGAUUAAUUAUUUGUUUACUUUAUGUUUAUUGUUAAU
Hibiscus syriacus is the source of this 1554-nucleotide messenger RNA. Its product is annotated as SEC14 cytosolic factor-like. The record is from RefSeq and is a predicted model, not a curated record. NCBI's taxonomy places the organism in Eukaryota, Viridiplantae, Streptophyta, Magnoliopsida, Malvales, Malvaceae. The coding region runs from base 195 to 1442 and encodes 415 amino acids. The transcript has 7 exons.